UGCUCUUUCAUCUAGAUCUCAAAUGAUUUAGACCGUGCAGACACGCCACUAUGGACAAUAAAUUCGAAAGCGGACCAGAUUACCCGAAACUUUUAGAUAACAAUGACCCUUUAGGUCAUUAUCGAAACAGAUUUUACCUGAAGAAAGAAUCAAUAUACAUGUGUGGCAACUCCUUAGGAUUAGCUUCCAAAGACGCAGAGGAGUCAUUGUUAAAUGCUAUAGAACAUUGGAAGGAGAAUGGAAUCAAGAUUUGGAAUGUGGAGAACAAUAAAUAUUACUUAUACUCAUCAUAUUUAGCCCGUUUGAUGGCGCCUCUAGUAGGAGUGGGCGAAGAUGAAAUUGCUGUCAUAGAAUGUACUACAACAGUUAUUCAUCAAGCGAUUAGCACUUUUUAUAAACCAACGAAAGAUAAAUACAAGAUAUUGGUCGAUGAUAUAAACUUUCCAACAGAUCGAUACGCAGUCGACAGUCAAGUGAGACUUCACGGAUAUGAGCCGAAAGAUGCUGUGAAAGUAGUGAAGAGUUUCGAUGGAAAAUAUAUGAAAGAAGAUGACAUUAUAGACGCGAUGAGUCCGGAAGUAGCUCUGAUUCUACUACCUACAGUCUAUUACAGAACUGCCCAAAUAAUAGACAUGGAGAAAGUGACUAACGCUGCAAAAGAACGAGGGAUUAUUAUAGGAUGGGACUUGUGUCAUGCAAUUGGAGCAUUAGAUAUGAAUGUAAAGGCUUUAGAUGCAGAUUUUGCCGUUUGGUGUAACUAUAAAUAUUUAAAUGGAGGUCCAGGAGCUGCUGCUGCGUUAUAUAUUAACAGGAAGCAUUUUGACCUACUGCCUGGUAUGGCUGGAUGGUAUGGCAACAAGCCAGAAACUCAAUUUAAUCUGAAACAGGAAUUUGAACACCAAAAAAACGCUAGCGGCUGGCAAAUUGGCACGCCAUCUGUAUUUUCAAUGGCAGCAAUGGAAGGGGCUUUAAGAAUGUUCAAUGAAGCUGGUAUGUCAAACAUUAGAAAGAAAUCUUUGCAUAUAACGAAGUAUAUGAUGUAUUUGGUGGAAGAAAAGCUUGGAAAAUUUGGAUUUGUUAUUGGAAAUUUGAGGAAUGAUUCUCAAAGAGGUGGUCAUAUUUGUUUGGAGCACGAUGAGGGUUAUAGAAUCAGCAUGGCAUUGAAGUCUCGUGGGGUGGUGUCUGAUUUCAGAGAUCCCAAUGUCAUAAGGUUGACUCCGACAGCGCUGUACACAAGUUAUGUUGAGGUUUACAGAGUGAUAGACAUUUUAAAAGAGAUUAUGAAGAGUGAGAGCUAUUUGGAAUUCGGACUGAAGAGAGAUUACGUUGUUUGAAUAAAUUUUUUUGUAAGUCAAUUAUAAUAUUGACUCAUGUCAGGUAGAUUUUCUAGAUAACAAAUGAUUUUUAGCUUUUGAAACCCUUUAGCCUGAAACCUUUUUAACGUAGUAUGUCCUUUGACCGGAGCAUCGCUCGCAUGGUAAAUUCAAGGUAUAACGUACCCUAUAUUAUCUGAAAGUGUAGUUUAUUUCUGUGACAAUAUUAUAGUAAUAAAAAGAAGUAGGUGUUUUAAAAGGCUGCAUUUUUUUACUUGCAGAUGAAUAUUAGUUAUCAAAGUCACAUGAAAAUAAUACCUUCAGUAUUUUUAGUGUGUCGUAUACUUGCUCUUAGGGAACGCACUCCAUGAUGUAGUCAUACUUACUCUUUGUGAUUUACACCAUAGUAACAGUUGCUAUGUAUAUAUUGAUAUUAAAUAAUUCAAAAUGUAAAAAGGUUAAAAUGUAUUAAUAAAUUUUAUUUAACAUAGUGUUAGAGGAAAUAGAUUAUUUUUGAAUAAAACAGUUAAUGUUUUUAAUGUUUUAUUUGAAAAUAGGCUUAAACUAUUUACGCCAGUUGCAAUGUGAUUAAAAAACGUCUAAAUUUAUCAUCAGCGUCACAUCAACAAUAAAUAAAUUUCUGCUAUCACAUCGGGCCCUUGUAUCAAAUACAAUGCUCACUAAUUCUUCUAUUUCCUUUUAAUCACACCACAACUUUACAUUUAUAAAUAAAAAAUAUUCUUGUAAAAUAAUAAUUAACAAAUGUCAAAACGUCAAUUGCAGCUAGAGAUAAAA
Molecule: messenger RNA, 2108 nt
Organism: Amyelois transitella
Lineage: Eukaryota; Metazoa; Arthropoda; Insecta; Lepidoptera; Pyralidae
Gene: Kynu
Product: kynureninase
Exons: 1
Coding region: 51-1334 (427 amino acids)
Biological process (GO): NAD+ biosynthetic process
Cellular component (GO): cytoplasm
Molecular function (GO): pyridoxal phosphate binding; kynureninase activity
Source: RefSeq, a predicted model, not a curated record